This is a messenger RNA of Drosophila novamexicana, 537 nucleotides long. RefSeq names its product cuticle protein 7 (gene Cpr64Ac). Gene Ontology annotation, cellular component: extracellular matrix. Bases 1 to 537 code for a protein of 178 amino acids. The transcript is spliced from 2 exons. The record is from RefSeq and is a predicted model, not a curated record. NCBI's taxonomy places the organism in Eukaryota, Metazoa, Arthropoda, Insecta, Diptera, Drosophilidae.
AUGUUCGCUCAGACUGUGUGCGUGCUUGGAUUGGCGCUGUCCGUGGCGCUGGCCAUACCCAUUGAUCCCUAUGGCCCCUCGCUGCUUGCGUCGCCGGCCAUUUCCUAUGCGGCGCCCAAGCUCCUGGCCACGCCCACUCUGGUGCAGCAUGCAGCGCCCGCCUACAUAGCCGCCCCAGCACCAGCCUUGGCGGUGGCCAAGGUGGCCGUGCCCGAGCCCUACGAUCCGAAUCCCCAGUACAGUUUCUCGUACGGCGUUACCGAUCACCACACGGGCGACUCCAAACAGCAGGAGGAGUCGCUCGUCAAUGGCGUCGUCCACGGCAGCUACUCCCUGGCCGAACCGGAUGGCACCAUACGCAAGGUGACCUACACCGCGGACAAAGUGAACGGCUUCAAUGCGGUUGUUGAGAAGAAGGGCGUGGCCGUUGUCGCCAAGCCCGCCCUGGCCGUCGCCAAGGUGGCGCUGCCCACGCUCACCAAGAUUGGAUACGCCGCGCCCGCCUACGGCGGCUCCGGCUACGGCGGACACUACUAG